AUGUACGGCACCGCGACCGCGUCCGACGAGUCCGAGGACGAGGGCUGCUAUGUCUUCUGGGACACGCCGUCCAUCCUGCCCCCUGCGCCACGCCCUGCGCCCUCGCCCGCCCCACGCCGCCCUUCGCAGCGCAGCGGCGCCCCCUCCCCCUCCCUCGGCACCCUCGCCAUCGCCGGCACGCCCAAGCCCAAGCGCACCACCACCGCCGCCGCGCUCCCGAGCCCCUCGGGCUCGACCACGAGCAGCCACAAGGCGACGCGAGCGCUGCGGCAGCGCAAGCGGCUCAAGGGCGCGAGAAAGUCGGCCGCCGAGGCGAGCAGCCAGCCGCUCGACGCGAGGGCGCUCCAGAUGGUGAGCCAGCUCGCGCUCAAGGUCAACGCGCGCGCGGCGAGCAUGGCGAGCCAGGCGCCGCUGCCUCCGGCGUCGCGCGCGAGGCGGGACGAGACUGGGGCAGGAGCGGCGCAGGGAGCAAAGGGCAAGGGCAGGGCGGACGAGCAGGAGCAGGUCGUCAAGCGUGAGCCGCUGCGCCCUUCCCCGACCGCCAACGGCUCGGCACCCGCACCCGCGUACACCUCGACCUCGACCACCCCGCUCCGCCGCACGCCCGCACGAGCCACUCGAGCCGCCCAGCCCGCCCUCAGCCUCUCUGCGACCAAGAUGAGCGCAGUGCACGCGUCCCCUCGACCGCGCAAGGCCGCCGCCGUCCCCGUCACGGCCGCGCCUCCCCCACCUCGACCCGCGCUCGGGAAAUCUACCUCGUCGGCGACCGUCACGACCGCCGACGAGUUCGACUCGUUUUUCGACGACGGAGACGACACGUUCGAGCUCGCCCUGUCGCAGCUCGACGAGCGCGCCGUCGUGCCGACCCCGCCGUCGUCGGCCGGUCCCCCUCCUCCUGUCGCCCUCGUCCCCGCCGCUCGCGCCGCACCAGCACGGCCCGCCAAGCCAGCCCCAGCGCCUUUGCCCUCGCGUGCACCUCCCGUAUCCCGCGCCGCACCCCCUGCGCGGCCCCUCGCCGCCUCUCGCCCUCCCCCUCCUCCCGGACCCGCACUCGCCCGCGCGCCGCCCAAGCCCGCCGCCGCCCCGACCCUCAUCCUGCGCACCUCGCGCGCCUCGCAGGGCACGGCGCAGCACGCGCUCGUCGAGCUCGCGCGCCGCGAGGCAGAGGCCCUCGCCAGCGCCGACUUUGACCUCGGCGCCGGCGGGUGGAGCGACGAGGACUUCUGA
Rhodotorula graminis WP1 is the source of this 1227-nucleotide messenger RNA. RefSeq lists its product as uncharacterized. Lineage: Eukaryota; Fungi; Basidiomycota; Microbotryomycetes; Sporidiobolales; Sporidiobolaceae. The transcript has 2 exons. Bases 1 to 1227 code for a protein of 408 amino acids. The record is from RefSeq and is a predicted model, not a curated record.